Messenger RNA from Loa loa (African eye worm), 825 nucleotides. RefSeq names its product GPN-loop GTPase 3. The coding region runs from base 1 to 825 and encodes 274 amino acids. NCBI's taxonomy places the organism in Eukaryota, Metazoa, Nematoda, Chromadorea, Rhabditida, Onchocercidae. Gene Ontology annotation, molecular function: GTPase activity. The transcript is spliced from 7 exons. The record is from RefSeq and is a predicted model, not a curated record.
AUGAAAUAUGCACAAUUGGUUGUUGGUCCAGCGGGAAGUGGCAAGUCAACAUACUGCUCUGUGGUGCAGCAACAUUACUUAUCCGUAGGCCGUAACGUUUUCUUGGUUAAUUUGGAUCCUGCGGCCGAAAAAUUCACCUAUAGUGCUGCCGUUGAUGUGCGAGAGCUAAUCAACGUGGAUGAUGUACAAGAAGAUAAGCAGUUAGUAUUUGGUCCAAAUGGCGCCUUGGUGUUUUGCAUGGAAUAUCUCGCGCAAAAUUUAGAUUGGCUUCAUGACCAGCUGAAUGAAGGAGAAGACGAUUAUUUCAUCUUUGAUUGUCCAGGCCAGAUUGAACUUUAUAGUCACUUGCCGGUAAUGAGACAAAUUGUUAAUGCAUUGAAGUCAUGGGACUUUAACAUUUGUUCUGUGUUCCUGCUUGACACACAGUUUGUUUUGGAUUAUGACAAAUUCUUAGGUGGUGCAUUAACGACUCUCUCGGCUAUGGUUGCAAUGGAGGUUCCGGCAGUGAAUGUGUUGUCGAAAGUGGAUUUGUUAUCAAAUCGUAAUAAAGAACUGCUGGAAACUUUUCUGGAGACAGACAUGUGUUCUAUUCUGGGCAGUGAAGAAAUCUCACCCUGGAAUGAGAAGUAUCGCCAACUUUCACGAACAAUCGCCGAAGUUUUGGAUGAUUAUAGUCUUGUACGCUUUGUUCCAUUGAAUGUUGAAGAUGAUGAAUCGAUCAGUGAUCUUCUAUCGCUCAUUGACAACACGAUACAGCAUGGUGAAAAUUUGGAGGUGAAAGAUCGUUAUCCGCAAGAAGUGGAUGAUGACAAUACUUUUUACUGA